Daldinia decipiens is the source of this 444-nucleotide messenger RNA. Its product is annotated as CSE2-domain-containing protein. The transcript is spliced from 3 exons. Gene Ontology annotation, cellular component: mediator complex. Gene Ontology annotation, molecular function: transcription coregulator activity. The record is from RefSeq and is a predicted model, not a curated record. The coding region runs from base 1 to 444 and encodes 147 amino acids. Gene Ontology annotation, biological process: regulation of transcription by RNA polymerase II. NCBI's taxonomy places the organism in Eukaryota, Fungi, Ascomycota, Sordariomycetes, Xylariales, Hypoxylaceae.
AUGGGAGACAGACUUACUCAAUUACAAGAUGCUGUUGAUCAGCUAGCCCAGCAAUUUGUCGCAUGCAUUCACUACAUCAACCGACACCACAACCUCGAGACGCUAGGUCCCAACGAUCAAAUUAGAGAUGUGAAGCAGGAGCCUGGUCAAGAAGAGGGCAAGUCAACCCAGCCUAACCUGUUGGAUCCUCACCCGGACGACGUCUUCAAAGCCGCGCAAGUCGAGCUCGCUCAGGACCUCAUUACGAAAGAGCAACAGAUCGAGCUCCUCAUCUCCCUUCUCCCCGGCCUCGACAACAGCGAACAGGACCAAGAGCGCAAUAUCAAGGAGCUAGAGGAGGAGCUUAAGGUCGCCGAGGCGCAGCGGCAGGAAGCUAUCAAGGAGAAGGAAGAUACGAUGGCGAAGUUGGACGCAGUCAUCCGCAGCAUCAGACGCCCGCACUAA